Molecule: messenger RNA, 543 nt
Organism: Sceloporus undulatus (fence lizard)
Lineage: Eukaryota; Metazoa; Chordata; Lepidosauria; Squamata; Phrynosomatidae
Product: syntaxin-1A-like
Exons: 2
Biological process (GO): vesicle-mediated transport
Cellular component (GO): membrane
Source: RefSeq, a predicted model, not a curated record
CGGAUGGGUGAACGGAACGAAUCAGUGAAUGACAACUACAAAAAGGUUGGCAUAAACACUGAUUUCUGUGUGGGUCAUUCUCACAAGGAGAUGUCACAAGGGCUGUCCAGUAAGCACCUGUUGUGUAACACUCUCAAAUUUAAAGCCCACCUUUGCUUUUCUUUCUCCAAGGCAUUUUUCGGACGUUAGAAAUUCACAUCCGGUGGUGGCUUCCACGUUGGCGGCGCAGCGAGGCCACUUCAGGUUUUGGCUUGGAAGGAAGCCUGAGUUAAAACCUCGGGUGGAUUCGCCGUCCCACUGACAUGGGAGUCUUCCAUCACGGCAGUAGGGAUGGUCUUGUUCACUCCGUCCCUUGUAUUUUUCAGGCCAAAGACAGCGAUGAAGAUGACGAGGUGGCUGUGGGAGUGGAUCGGGACCGUUUUAUGGAUGAGUUUUUCGAGCAGGUGGAAGAGAUUCGGGGAUUCAUCGAGAAGAUUGCCGAGAACGUGGAAGAGGUGAAGAGGAAGCACAGUGCCAUCCUGGCCUCCCCGAACCCCGAUGAGA